AAAUCCUCCCUCUGCUGCGAGAGUGGCUUCUGCGUGCUGCACGUCUGAGAGCUGACGAACACAAAGGCUGAACUUCUACAGGCGCCUCUCCACCUCCUCUCCACCUCUACUCCACCUCCUCUCCACCUCUACUCCGCCGGCCUCUUGACGAAGCCAUCUUUCCGGUUUAAUCUACGCAGACGCCGAAACUCCUACAGCAACCAUGUUCGAGGCUCGCCUGGUGCAGGGCUCCAUCCUGAAGAAGGUGCUCGAGGCUCUGAAGGACCUGAUCACAGAAGCCUGCUGGGACGUCAGCUCGUCCGGCAUCUCCCUGCAGAGCAUGGACUCGUCCCACGUGUCGCUGGUGCAGCUCACGCUGCGGCACGACGGCUUCGACUCGUACCGCUGCGACAGGAACCUCGCCAUGGGAGUCAACCUCAGCAGUAUGUCCAAAAUCCUGAAGUGUGCCGGAAAUGAAGACAUCAUCACCCUCAGAGCGGAAGACAAUGCAGACACACUGGCCCUAGUGUUUGAGACUGUCAACCAGGGGAAAGUGUCAGAUUACGAGAUGAAGUUGAUGGACCUCGACGUGGAGCAGCUCGGUAUUCCAGAGCAGGAGUACAGCUGCGUGGUGAAGAUGCCCUCUGGGGAGUUUGCCCGCAUCUGCCGCGACCUGUCCCAGAUCGGUGACGCCGUCAUGAUCUCCUGCGCCAAAGACGGAGUCAAGUUCUCCACCUCAGGCGAGCUCGGCACGGGGAACGUCAAGCUGUCCCAGACCACCAACGUGGACAAGGAGGACGAGGCGGUCACUAUUGAGAUGAACGAACCCGUCCAGCUGAUCUUUGCCCUCAACUACUUGAACUUCUUCACCAAGGCAACGCCGCUGUCCAAGACCGUCACCCUCAGCAUGUCCGCCGAUAUCCCCCUCGUGGUGGAGUACAAGAUCGCUGAUAUGGGACACGUCAAAUACUACUUGGCACCCAAGAUCGACGAAGAAGCUUCCUAAGUUGUUAAAUACCGGUCCUGCUAGGGGAGAAAAGAGGAGAGCAGUGAAGGAUCAAUGAUGCCACCUGUGUGACGGCGGGUACGUGUUUUGGACUCUUCUUUGUUCAAAACGACGCUCCGUGUUGUUUUCCGACUUCGUCUGUGUAGAUUCUUGCGCUCUAUUUUUUGCCCCGUUUUUGGUAACGGUGCAUAUCAAUUGAACCUUCCUCCUUGUAGAUAACACAUUUGUAAAUACUUCCUGUGGUCAGCGAAACCCAAAUGUUUUUGUAUUCUGUGAUGCAGUCCAAAAUAAAUAAUAAAAUUAA
Pseudoliparis swirei is the source of this 1289-nucleotide messenger RNA. It is a transcript of the gene pcna, whose product is annotated as proliferating cell nuclear antigen. Gene Ontology annotation, molecular function: DNA polymerase processivity factor activity; DNA binding. Bases 203 to 985 code for a protein of 260 amino acids. Gene Ontology annotation, cellular component: PCNA complex. Gene Ontology annotation, biological process: leading strand elongation; regulation of DNA replication; translesion synthesis. Lineage: Eukaryota; Metazoa; Chordata; Actinopteri; Perciformes; Liparidae. The record is from RefSeq and is a predicted model, not a curated record. The transcript is spliced from 6 exons.